AUGCUUGCGGGCGGCGCGUACCUUGCUCCCAAGCCCUGUGCUACGAUUGAUUGCCCAGCGACGGAGCAUUCCAGCGACGUCACCCCCGCCUCUUCCCAGCGUCGCACCGCCGCCAACCUCGACGGGAGUCAAGGACGGCCGACAUGUUGUACGUUUGCAUCGCUCGCAUGCCGCCGACGUGCAGCUCGCUCACCGAUCCAGCGUCCUCCCGCCACCCCCGCGAUAUCCCGGGGCGGGGCCCUACCACCCGGUUGGGCUCACGGGCAUCGUGCCCUUGAUGGAGACCAACAACACCAUCGCCAACCCGACGGGCCCGGAGUGGCAGUUUCUCGCGGCCGAGGGUGCACACACCCCUUCCACUCCUCCCAUAACCAAGCCGGAGCGCGAGGCAUGCUAAAGGGCGUCUUAGGAACCUACGUGCUGAAGGAGGACCUCCAACUCGCCACUCCUCCGCCCCAUCCGUCGGAGGCGCCCAUCGUGAACGUGAACCCUCUGGCGACGAGCCCGCAGCCGGCGACGGCGGGUACCAAAAUGUCCAUCGUCAGCCUCGAGGCGAAACCGCCGCCGUUCCUGUACAAGGGGCCGGCGGAAACGACGCUGUCGCUCGGCGGCGCCGGAUCCAGCGUGCGGGACCGCUCGACCGAAUCGCGCCUCUCGACCGAAGGCGCCGUGAGCAGCGAGGAUGGCCGCGGCACGUCCGCGAGCGACGUGCCGACUGCCUCGGUCACCUUUGGCUCCGCGCCGGCGUUUGGGGAGGGAAACGCGCUGCUGACGCAGGCUCCGGUCCGGGACGUGAACAAGAAGAAGAAGCCGAAGAACAGCGUGACGAAGAGCAACUCGUCCUUCAUCUCGAGGGUCAUCGUCAACGAGAACCUGUCGCGAAGGCUGACGGAUCGGCCGGCCGACGGCAUCUUCGCCUUCGGAAACGUCAACCGCGCCUUCCAGUGGCUGGACCUCUCGUCCCCCAACAAGCAAGACUACCUGACCAAGAUUCUCUUCACCAAGGCGCACUGCCUCUGUCACGACGUCAACAAGACGACCAAGAGCCCGUCGCACAUGGACGUCAUCAUGGGCUUUUCCACCAGCGAGGUCAUCUGGUGGGAGCCCAUCUCGCAGCGAUACACGCGCCUCAACAAGAAUGGAGCCAUCAACAACACGCCCGUGGCCGAGAUGCAGUGGAUUCCGGGAUCCGAAAACCUCUUCCUCGCCGCGCACAUGGACGGCUCGCUGGUGGUGUACGACAAGGAACGGGACGAUGCCCCCUUCCACCCCGAAGGAGAGGCGCCGAGCAGCAGCGCCGGGAGCGAGGCCGACGACGGGCCCUGCGGAAACGGCGGCGGCCACCGGCCCAAGAUCCAGAUCCAAAAGUCGGUCCACUCGCGGAGCCAAAAGACGAACCCCGUGGCGGCUUGGAAGCUCUCGAACCAACGCAUCAACGCCUUUUCCUUCUCGCCGGACAGGCGACAUCUCGCCGUCGUGAGCGAGGACGGCACGCUGAGGAUCAUCGACUACCUCCGAGAAGAGCUCCUCGCCUUGUUCAACUCGUACUACGGCGGCCUGACGUGCGUGUGCUGGACGCCCGACGGCAAGUACGUGCUGACGGGCGGCCAAGACGAUCUGGUGUCGAUAUGGUCCGUGUCGGACGCGGCGCUCGUCGCUCGAUGUCAGGGCCACGAAUCUUGGGUCACGGCGUUGGCCUUUGACCCCUGGCGGUGCGACGACAGAAACUAUCGGUUCGGGAGCGUCGGCGAGGAUGGCCGCCUCUGCCUCUGGGAUUUCGGCGUCGGCAUGCUCUAUCGGCCCAAGAACGCCGCACGACGUAGAGGAUCCGUCUCGUCGCCGGCCGGGAUGCCGCCGCGGCUCGACUCGGGAAGCGCCGUCGGCCUGCGACGCGACUCGACGGUGGACGACGACGACGACGACGACGGCAUCUCUCACCCCGUGGAGCCUCGGGCGCGGAUUCCGAUGCUGCCGCCCAUCUUGACGACGUCGAUCGACAGCCACCCGGCCUGCUGGCUCGAGUUCAGCGAGGAGGCCAUCAUCACGAGCUGCAAGAACGGUGCGUCCGCAUCGCCCGUCGCGCGCGAGAGAAUUCGGCUGACAGCCAUCGAGCAGGCCACGUCAGGACGUGGAACAGGCCGGGAAAGGGGGCCGCGGCCGGCGCUGGCACGGCGGCGUGAAUCCUGA
Drechmeria coniospora is the source of this 2187-nucleotide messenger RNA. RefSeq names its product putative WD40 repeat protein CreC. Gene Ontology annotation, biological process: carbon catabolite repression of transcription. Gene Ontology annotation, molecular function: protein binding. The record is from RefSeq and is a predicted model, not a curated record. The transcript is spliced from 6 exons. Lineage: Eukaryota; Fungi; Ascomycota; Sordariomycetes; Hypocreales; Ophiocordycipitaceae. Gene Ontology annotation, cellular component: cell division site; nucleus; cell tip. Bases 1 to 2187 code for a protein of 728 amino acids.